Mercurialis annua (annual mercury) is the source of this 2727-nucleotide messenger RNA. Its product is annotated as proteinaceous RNase P 1, chloroplastic/mitochondrial-like. The coding region runs from base 93 to 2432 and encodes 779 amino acids. Gene Ontology annotation, molecular function: protein binding; ribonuclease P activity. Gene Ontology annotation, biological process: tRNA 5'-leader removal. Lineage: Eukaryota; Viridiplantae; Streptophyta; Magnoliopsida; Malpighiales; Euphorbiaceae. The record is from RefSeq and is a predicted model, not a curated record. The transcript has 7 exons.
AUAACUGUGGAAACUUUGUCUGAAUUUAAAUAUAUCCGACGACACCCUCACUAGCUACCAUAUCACCACUUAAAGUUUCUGAUAACGGCCACAUGGCCGACAUCACCACCUUCAACUCCUCCAUGCACCAAAACCAUCUCCUCUCCAUCACUCUCUGUAAGUACCCAUCUCUUAUUUUUCCAUCUUCAUCUCAUUUCCUUACCUUUUCUCCUCCCAAGCACACACCUUUUCUAGAAUUCAGAGCCUAUGUUAGCAGCACCAGAACUUCAAAUUUAAGACUUAACAAAGAAAAUACUGGUAGGAGUAAGAUUGUUGGUUCAGUAGUAGAAGAACAAAUUGAGAAAAAUCAUUUAAAAGGUAGAAGAAAUAAGGUUGUUAAUGGUGGAAUGGAGAAAAACAUGAGAAAAAAUGGUGAUAAUGAUGUGAAAAAGGAGAAGAUUGUAAAAAAGUCUAAGAGAAAAAAAGAUGAGCCCCCUGAAAUGAGAAUUCGGAUGGAGUUAGAUAAGUGUUGUAAGAAAGGUGAUGUAAUGGCUGCACUUCAGUUGUAUGAUUUAGCUCAAAAAAAAGGAGUCAAAUUGGUGCAGUAUCAUUAUACUUUACUUCUUUAUCUUUGCUCGUCCGCUGCGGCUGGUGUUGUUCAGCCAGCGAAAAGCGGGCGUAGUGCUCGAACUUUAGGUUCUUACGAGGCUUCUAACGAAGCCUCGAGCACAAAUGUGAUAGACUUUAGUGAGUUGGUAGAUGAGUGUGAUAGAAAUCUUAGUUUUGUGGAAGCAAAUAGUCAAAUUUUUAGCAACUUGAACAAAUUAAUCGAUAGUGGUCGAAAUACUGAAAGUAAAGAUCAUAUGAAGAUGGAUUCGAGUAGUAGGUGUGAUGAUGGUAAUGAAAUUUUGGUUAGUGAAGAUGUGAAAAAAUAUGCUCUUGAGCGAGGAUUUGAACUCUACGAGAAGAUGUGUAAGGAUAAGAUCCCAACGAAUGAAGCAACCUUGACAUCUGUGGCUAGGAUGGCUAUGUCAAUGGGUUACGGCGACAUGGCUUUUGAUAUGGUGAAGCAAAUGGAGGUGCUGGGAAUAAGUCCUAGAUUGCGGUCUUAUAGUCCCGCUCUUUCUGUUUUUUGUAAUAGUGGAGAUGUCGAUAAAGCAUUUGCAGUGGAACAACACAUGUUGAAGAAUGGUGUAUGUCCUGAAGAGCCUGAGCUAGAGGCUCUACUAAGAGUAAGUGUAGAAGCUGGUAAAGGUGACAAAGUUUAUUAUUUGUUGCAUAAAUUGAGAACCAUGGCGAGAAAGGUCUCACCCUCUACUGCAAGCGUAAUUGUCGGAUGGUUUAAGAGCAAAGCAGCUGCUCGAGUAGGUAAAACAAAAUGGGAUAAGAAUGUAGUUAAAGAAGCGAUUGAAAACGGAGGUGGAGGAUGGCAUGGGCAGGGCUGGUUAGGUAAGGGAAAGUGGACAGUCUCAUGUACAUCUAUUGGCGCUGAUGCGUUUUGUAAAUCUUGUGGGGAGAAGUUGGCUACCAUUGAUCUUGAUCCUAAAGAAACGGAUAACUUUGCUGAAUCUGUUGCUUCUAUAGCCAUAAAGAGAGAAAAAGAUUCAAGCUUUCAAAAGUUUCAAAAAUGGCUGGAUUAUUAUGGACCUUUUGAAGCGCUUAUAGAUGGAGCCAAUGUAGGUCUUAUCAGCCAGAACAAAUUCACUCCCAUGAAGAUCAAUGCUGUUGCUAAUGGAAUUCGCCAGAAGCUUCCAUCGAAAAAAUGGCCACUUAUUGUUUUGCACAACAAGCGUGUCACUGGACCAAAGAUGAAUGAACCGGUGAAUAAGUCCUUGGUUGAAAAGUGGAAAAAUGCUGAUGCUCUUUAUGCAACACCUACUGGAUCAAAUGAUGAUUGGUACUGGCUGUAUGCAGCUAUAAAGUUCAAGUGUUUGCUUGUGACCAAUGAUGAGAUGAGAGACCAUACAUUUCAGCUUCUAGGAAAUGACUUUUUCCCCAAAUGGAAAGAAAGGCAUCAAGUACAUUUCGAUUUCGAUGAGACUGGCCCGGUUUUCCAUAUGCCUCCGUGUUUCUCCGUUAUAAUUCAGGAAUCAGAGGAUGGCCAUUGGCAUAUUCCAAUUACAACAGAUCAUAAUAAUGAGCAAGAGAGAGCAUGGUUAUGCAUUAGACGUACUAAGUCAGCUGCGGCAACGGAAGAUUCUAUUACUAACGAGCCUGAAGAUUCACAAUCCGUUGACCAUAGCGACCAACGAGUUAGGUUGACCGGAAAAACUAGAGUUAAAGCAAAGAAAGAUGCACCGAAUAAGAGUCAUAAAGAUACUUCGCAUCAGCAAGUCUACAAGAAUCUCAAAAAUAUUCUGUCGGAAUCUGGAUUUGCAGAAAGUCCCACAGUCGUAUCAGAAAUUGAGGCCGCAGAGAAGCUCGGUCACUGUGUAAUAGACUUUCAGAUAUGAAGUUUAUUGUCUCUCAUUCAAGAUUUAAAAUGACACUUGAAAAAUUUCAAGAAUUGAAUUCUUAGAGUCUCUUACCAUUGAAUGGUUGAGCGCAUUAGGCUGUUAAUUCAUCGAGUAACCGAAAUUCUCGAGUCACCUGUCGCCUGUCGGGCAAUCAGUAAGGCACAGGCUGAGGUGCUCAAUGGAGUCAUUGUAAAUUUUAAGUGUAAAUUCUAUUCUUAUAGUUAGGACAGUGGCCGAAGCAGAAAUUCAAAGAAAGAAAGUGAAAUUUUAGUCAAUACGAGUUUCUUUUUUA